AUGCGAAGUAAAACAUCUUCCUUGUAUGUCUUAUUUAUAUGUUAUAUACUAUCAAUGAUCACUUCUGUUAGAGCUUCAUGUCCUUCUAAUUUGGUACAACAGUCUUUUAUUCAAUCCAAAAAUUGCACUUUAAAUGAAACAUUGACAAUAACAGGUUCUAUACAAGCACCUACAAUAUACAUGUUAAAUAAUGUUUCAACACUAAACAUAACAGGAAUGCUGUUUUGUCAAAAUGCUUCAAUUGUAAAUGUCACACAAAGAUCAACACUUUAUACAACAAAGAUUACUUUGAAAGAUCAAUCACAUUUCAAUUUAUAUGAUAAUUCGAUUUUAGACACACAAAUUAUUAACCUAUUUAAUGAAUCACAAUUUACCAUUUCAGACAUAUCUGUCAUUAAAUCAAUUUAUAGAAUUAAUUUAUACAACAAAUCAAUAUUCAUUUUUAAAACUCUUGGAUUUACAAAGGCUUAUUUUACUAUAUCUAUUGGUGACAACGCAAUUUUUAAAAUGGAACAUGGUUUCAAAAAAAAGAGUUUAGGAAAUGUAAUAUCGAGAGGAAACGGGAUUGUUUUUCUUGACUCCAUAAUACGUGCCCUAUUUUUUACUUUUUAUGAAAAUUCUACACUCCAUUUAAACUCAAAUGCUACAAUUGAAAGUUUGGAUCUUUUUGAUUUUAAAGAAAACACGACUUUUGAAAUGGACAAUUAUUCAAGUUUAAAACUUGCCAAUUCUUUUCAUUUCAAUGGGAAUUCAACUAUGUUGUUACAUGAGCAUUCUUUUGUCAAUUCAAUUCAAGACAUAAGUUUUGGUGGAAAUAGCACUUUCAUGAUGUUUUCAAAAUCGAGUAUCAAUUCAACAUUGGAUAUCAAUAUUAAUGGUAAUUCAACUUUCACAAUGAAUUCUAGUGAAAUCACUUCAGUAACAAACUGUUUUUAUUUAAGUAACAAUGCUACUUUUUUAAUGUACAACGAUGCUGUCAUCAAAAACGUUACACAAAUUGAAAUCAACAAUGGAAAGCACACAUUUAAAAUGAACAACAAUUCUUUUGUGAAUGCCUCUAAUUUCAAAAUCACAAAUGGCACUUUUGUGUUAAAUGGAAAUGAUGAUAGAAAUAGUGUUAACAGUACAAACUUAUCUUGUAUCAACAAUGGCACGAUAGUUGUGACAAAUACUUCACAUUUUAACAUUUUGAAUUCUACAAUAUUCAAUUUUUGUAACAUAAACGUAAUUAAAAGGACAAUCAGGGAUUUGCCAAUCUUUUUUAUUUAUCAAAUAAAUACAACCAUUUUUACUUUUCAAAGUUCAUAUGAAGUGGAUUUGGUUUAUUCUAUAAUGCCAAUUCGAACAACGCUUCCACGAGGAACUAAACUUCUUAUAGAUGGUCGCUUAUUAAGACUGGGUUCUUCAAACAAGGUGUUUUGCCAUUUGAUGAAUGAAAAUGGGUUUUAUAAUGAGCCAUACUGUCCUUGUAGUUCUGUCAAUUGUUAUAUCACUCCACUCAAAAACAUUGCUCUUUUCAAUUUAUAUAUUGAUACACCACCAAUAAACUCACAUCAAAAAACCAAUGAACUUGAGGAAGUACUUGACAUUGAAAGUGUUUCAAUCGAAAACAAAAAAGUUUCAUUUUAUAAAACAGACAACUUUGUUUUAUGUGUAAAUUCACAACCAUUAAAAAUAAUUACAAAUAUUUCGUCUUUAACAAAAACUGUUCUUCUUGUUUCAACUCAAUAUUUUGUAUUUAAAAAGGUAGUUUCACAGGCAAUAUACACAACAAACAAUCAUACCAAAUAUUUAAUAAAUCCAGAAUGUGAGGAUGGAUUGCAUUUUAACACUGUAACACAAGAAUGUGAAGAAUGUACAGAUUUAAAUUGUCUUGGUUGUUCUUACAACACAAAUGAAUGUUUAAGAUGCCAACAACAUUAUGAUAUUGAUAUAAAUGGAAGAUGUGCAAUAAUACAAAAUUGUUUGUUAAAACUAUCAAAUCGAUGUUUGAAAUGUUCUAAAGGGUAUUCAUUAGUUGCAGGUAGCUGUCAAAAGUCUACAAACUGUUUGAUUCAAACUUUUGAUGAAAAAUGCCAAAUUUGUGAUUUAAACACUUUUAACAUUAACAAUACACAAUGUUUUUAUGCAGAUAAUAAUACAAAAUACACAAAUCAAAAUAAUAUAAUAACUUGUGAAAGUGGUUAUGUUACGAAUUCCACAAAUUGUCAAAAAUGCUCAGAAAUGUACAAAUCAAGUCUUCUUUGUGAAAAUGGUCAUCCCACAAAAUGUGAAAUAACAACUGAAAUGAAUUCAAAUAAAAGGUGUGAAAAUAAAAAUUGUUCAAUACCAAACGAUCAAAACGGAAGGUGUUCGUCCCCAAUUGCCAAUUGCAUUUUUAUUACAAAUUCAAAAUGUUUGGAAUGUGAUAAUAAUUUGAUUUCAAACAAAAUGGAAUGUCACACAAACAACGAUUUGUUAUGCACAAACCAGAGUUCGGUUUCGUGUUUGAGAUGUGAAGACUUUUAUUUUUACAGUUCAUCAACAAACAAAUGUGAAAAAUGUGAUCUAAAUUGUAUGACUUGUGUCAUUGAUUCGACUCGUUGUAUUACAUGUCCAUUGGGAUAUUAUCUCUCAAAUAACACAUGCAAUACAAAUGCCAAAUUGGUUGGAAUUUGCACACAACUAUUAUCAUCUGGUGGAUGUGUUAAAUGCAUUGAAGGGUAUUACAGAAAUGGGUUGGAUUGUAAUAAAUGUGAUAUUUCAUGUGCAUCAUGUAACACAAAUUUAAGGUGCUUGACUUGUAAUAUAACGAAUUACAAAACAUCGAGCGGAGAUUGUAAAUCACAAAGUAGUUUAAUAGGAUGCGAUGUGAAUGUUACACAAUAUGGAUGCACGCGAUGUAAAGAUGGGUAUUUCCAAGUCAACACAAAUGAAUGUGAUAAAUGUGACAUGACGUGUUUAACGUGUUCUUCAUAUGGAAUUUGUGAAUCGUGCAUAUCAUCGGAAGUUUUGCUUUCAAACGGAAAAUGUGUUAAUCUUUCUCAAAUAUUAGAAUGCAAUGAAAUAUCAAACUCAAAAUGUAUUAAAUGUUCAUUCUGGAAUGCACCAAGUUUGGAUGGGACUUAUUGUGAAAAACAUACUGUGUGGUGGGUCAUACUUGUUAUCGUUCUGUUUAUUAUUAUUGUACUAACAUUAUUUAUAAUAAUAUUAGUUUUUACAGUAAAGCACAUUUUGAAAAAAAUUCACACAAAAGAGUUGGAAAAAACAACAACAAUAUUUAAAAUGGAAAAAUCAAAUAUUAAUUUUGUACCACUUGCAAACCACAUUUGUGUCUCCUCAAAAACACUCAAUUUCAAUUCAGAAAUCGAUGAGAUCCCGGUUGAAAGUGAGACAAAGAUGGUGUUUUGCGUUGGAAACGCAUCCAGAAACGUCUUAAAAAUCCAAUUUACCAUGACAACACAAAUUGACAAAUUUACAAUAAGGGUAUCACCAGAAGUCGUCAUGUUAAAAAAGAAGUUUGCGUGCGAAUUUUCAAUAUAUUUGACACCAAAGUGCACAUGCCAAAUAAAUAACAAAAUUUGCAUUGUCUCAAAAAAUCUCAAAACUAACGUCGAAAAUACGAAUGAAAUUCUAAUGAUUGGAGUAACAAGUCAAUCAACUCGCAUUGACUUCGACGAGUUGAACGAAGAAUACAAAUUGGGAGAAGGGUCUUUUGGUGUCGUUUACAAAGGAAAAUACAGAGGAAACGAUGUGGCUAUAAAGAAGAUGAAACAAAGUGGAGAAAACAACACUUUAAAUAACGAUAAAAAUGAUGAAGAAUUUGAAAAGGAAGUUGCGAUGUUAGACAAAUUUAGGUGUGAGUAUAUAGUCCACUUUUAUGGCGCAGUGUUAAUACCAAGUAAAAUGUGUUUGGUCACCGAAUUUGCGCAACAUGGGAGUUUGAGUGAUGUUAUGAAAAAGUUUAAAAAGUGUGAUAUACAACAAAAAAUGAAAAUUAAAAUGAUGAUUGACAUCACGUAUGGGAUAUCAUAUUUACAUACCAAUGGAAUUUUGCACAGAGACAUCAAGCCUGAGAAUGUCUUAGUAUUUUCAUUUGAUCACAACAACAAAGUGAACGCCAAAUUGACUGAUUUUGGAUCAAGUCGAAACAUUAAUAUGUUAAUGACCAAUAUGACAUUCACAAAGGGUGUUGGGUCUCCAAUAUACAUGGCACCUGAAAUAUUGAAAAGAGAAAAAUACAAAAAGAGUGCUGAUGUAUUUUCAUUAGCAAUAACAAUGUAUGAAUGUUUCACAUGGACAAAUGCAUACCCCAAAGAACAAUUCAAGUUUCCAUGGACAAUUGCAGAGUUUGUGAUUAAGGGGUUGCGAUUGCCAAAGCCAGAUGAAAUGAGUCAAAAUGUAUACAAUAUCAUUGUCGGGU
Entamoeba invadens IP1 is the source of this 4402-nucleotide messenger RNA. RefSeq names its product protein kinase domain containing protein. The record is from RefSeq and is a predicted model, not a curated record. The transcript has a single exon. The annotation marks the transcript as partial. Gene Ontology annotation, molecular function: protein kinase activity; ATP binding. Gene Ontology annotation, biological process: protein phosphorylation. Lineage: Eukaryota; Evosea; Mastigamoebida; Endamoebidae.